UUUAAAGGUCUCGGUUUGCACAGAGGCACUAGAAGUACUGCACUUACAACAGUGAUCAGGGCAAGAACCGUUUCUCCUCACAAGAUGCUGGAUUUGAGGAUUUUACUCUAUUUCAUGACUGUACCAUGGAUGUUUUGUGAAAUGGCAAGAAAUGAUAAACUGGUUCCUAGAAACAGAGGAAUAUCAAAAAUAAUAGAUCAUGAAGAAUUAGACUCAGAGAGUACAGUUUUCAUGGAAGUCAAGAGAGGAAAGAAAAAGAUAAUUCCUACCCCAGACUAUGAUAGUACAGAUGAUGCAGAUGACCAAAAUCUGGGAGCAGACAAUGAAGAUAAUAAGGGUAUUUACUUAUUUAGUUUUGCAUUCAAAUGUAUUUUAAAAAGAGACACAGUGCCUUUUUUUCUUUUGUAUUUGCAGUCAUUUGAGUUGAUUUUAUUUAUUUGUUUUUCAGAACUUCCUACUUGCUUGAUGUGUGUGUGUCUUACUGGAUCAGUGUAUUGUGAGGAGAUUUCCCCUGACAUGACAGCAGUUCCACCUCUGCCAAAGGAAACUGCUUUCCUCUAUGCACGCUUCAACAAAAUCACGAAAAUAACCAACAAAGACUUUGGUGAUAUUGCCACACUGAGAAAAAUUGACCUGUCUGGCAACCUGAUCUCUGAAAUAGAGGAUGGAGCCUUUUCAAAACUCAAUCAGCUAGAGGAACUAACACUAGCUGAGAACAAGCUGGUCAAACUGCCAGUGUUGCCUGCAAAACUCGUGUCACUCAAUGUCAAUCACAACCUACUUAAAACAAAGGGAAUAAAAGCAAACAUUUUCAAGAAACUCCGCAAGCUGACAUACCUCUACCUUGGAGAUAAUGAGCUGGAGGCUGUCCCACCCCUGCCUGAAAGUCUGCGUGUGGUUCAUCUACAUAAUAACAAUAUAACAACACUCACAGAUGAGACUUUCUGCAAGGGAAACGACACACAUUACAUUAGAUACAACAUGCUGGAGGUUCGGCUUGAUGGGAACCCAAUAGUGCUGGCCCACCAUUCCAACAGCUUCAUCUGUCUGAGAGCUCUACCGAUUGGACACUACAAGUGAUCUGAUAAGAUAGGGAGACAAUGUUUCUUAAGCCAAUGUCCAACUGGCAACCUCUGUUAUGAUGUUUUACUGUUAUUUUAGUGCUAGACAGCACAUUCAGAGCUUUAACAGCUUAAUAUAAAAGUUUGCCUUUUUUGAAUGCAUCAGCCAUUUAGACAGUGUUUAAGAUUACUUAAAUAAUAUGUAAUAGACAUAGGCAAUAACAACUGUUUCCUUUACUAUUCUACAGUGUAAUCAUUUUGUUUUGCUUCAUUAAAAGGGAUAGUUCACCAAAAAAUUUAAAUUCUCUAAUUAUUUACUCAUCCUCAAGCCAUCCCAGAUGUGUAUAUCUUUCUUCUGCAGAACACAAAUUAAGAUUUUUAGAAGAAUAUUUCAGCUCUGUAGGUCAUACAAUGCAAGUGAAUGAUGGCUAGAAAUUUGAAGCCCCAAAAAGCAUAUAAAGGCAGCAUAAAAGUAAUCCAUAUGGCUCCAGUGGUUUAAUCCAUGUCUUCUGGAGAAAUCCAAUCGUUUUUGGGUAAGAACAGACCAAAAUGUAACUCCUUUUGCACUAUAAAUCCUGACAUCCACAGGCUCUUUAUUGAUCAUGAUUUCAAGCUCAAUUACUCUUCCUAUAGCGUCAUCUAGUGCUUUGCACAUGCGUCAAGCACUAGGAAGUGUAAUCAAGCUUGUGUGAAGAGACUGCAAUGGAAAGAUGUACAGUGAAAUAGGAGUUAUAUUUUGGUCUGCUCUCACCCACAAUUUUAUAUAUAUUUUAGGAAGACAUGGAUUAAACCACUGGAGUCUUAUGGAUAACUUUUAUGCUGCCUUUGUGUGCUUUUUGGAGCUUCAAAAUUCUGGCCACCAUUCACUUGCAUUGUAUGGACCAACAGAGCUGAAAUAUUAUUCUAAAAAUCUUUAUUUGUGUUCAGCAGAAGAAAGUAAGUCAUAUGGAUGGCAUGAGGGUGAGUAAAUUAGAGAAUUGUCAUUUUUGGGUGAACUAUACCUUUAAAAAAUAUUACUAAAAGUAAAGAUGCAGAAAAGGACUGCAGUAAAACCAUGAAGCAGAAGAUGUCUAAAAAGUUGGAAAAAAGACAUUCAAUGCAAGUAUUAUUGAAAUCCUUUGUUGGUAAAUAAAUACAUCUUGGACAAACAGACUUUUGCUGCAGUCUUUCUGA
Messenger RNA from Myxocyprinus asiaticus (Chinese sucker), 2234 nucleotides. Its product is annotated as mimecan-like. The transcript is spliced from 5 exons. The record is from RefSeq and is a predicted model, not a curated record. Gene Ontology annotation, molecular function: protein binding. NCBI's taxonomy places the organism in Eukaryota, Metazoa, Chordata, Actinopteri, Cypriniformes, Catostomidae. The coding region runs from base 85 to 1080 and encodes 331 amino acids.